Molecule: messenger RNA, 2860 nt
Organism: Oryzias latipes (Japanese medaka)
Lineage: Eukaryota; Metazoa; Chordata; Actinopteri; Beloniformes; Adrianichthyidae
Gene: desi2
Product: desumoylating isopeptidase 2
Biological process (GO): protein deubiquitination
Molecular function (GO): deubiquitinase activity
Source: RefSeq, a predicted model, not a curated record
ACCCAGAAUGCUUAAAGCUCAGGUUGAUUAAUCGAGCCCGGAUUCUUCGCUUUUCUCACCCACUCAAUUUUUGUUUCCCAGCAGGCGCAUCCUGCCUGCUGAUUCGGAGCUACCGUUAGCCAGCUAAAAAUGGACUAGCUACCAAGUGCUUUUUUUUUCGGGAGGAAAUUGCUUUUCAGUUUAAUAUAAGUAUGUUAGUCCUUUAUAUUUAUUUUUCAAAUGGAACGGAGUUAAGUUAUUUUCCGUGACAACAGCCUUGAAAGGAGCGAAAAAAAUCCUCGUUGUUCUUGGCAGACGAGCUGCUUCGGACGGUCGGUUCAUUUUGACACCGGGGAGGUGCAUCUGUCCGCCGCUGCUGCAGCUUCGAUCCAACCGAUUUGGAAAACAAAGCCAGUCAGAUGUUGGAGGAUGAGAAAUCUAGCCAGAACUCUUCUCUUUUGAUUACUUCUGUAGUCGAAAAAUAGUAAGCUGAUCAUCGUCCGUAAAAAAAAAAAAAAAAAAAAAAGCAACAUUUGGACCGGCGGUACGAAUUCUCGUUGGAGGGCGAGACUUCGGUUCUCGUACGGAGGAGGAGAAGGCAAAAGGAGACCCCCAGAAGAGAAAAAAUCCUGAUGCCAGUAAUGGCAAACGAGCCGAUCAUCCUGAACGUUUACGAUAUGUACUGGAUCAAUGAGUUCACCAGCUCUCUGGGCAUCGGAGUCUUUCACUCAGGGAUCGAGAUCUACGGAAGAGAGUUUGCAUACGGCGGACACCCGUACCCGUUCUCAGGGAUCUUUGAGAUCACACCAAGUGAUGCAACUGAACUAGGCGAGACUUUCAAGUUCAAAGAAGCCAUAGUCCUGGGCAGCACGGACUUCACAGAGGAAGACGUGGAGCGCAUCGUGGAGGAAAUGGGGAAGGAGUACAAAGGCAAUGCCUAUCACCUCAUGCACAAGAACUGCAACCACUUCUCCUCAGCUCUGUCAGAGAUCCUGUGCGGUAGGGAGAUUCCUCGUUGGGUUAACCGCCUGGCCUACUUCAGCUCCUGUGUGCCGUUCCUCCAGAGCUGCCUACCCAAAGAGUGGCUGACCCCAGCUGCCUUACAGUCCAGCGUGAGCCAGGAGCUCCACGCAGGCGGCGGAGAGCUGGAGGAGGCAGAGGACGCAGCAGCCACCGCCUCCCUUGCUUCGAUGUCACCUUGCUCGCCUUCCUCCUCAUCCAGCCCCUCGUCUUCUUUUCCUCGUCAUACCCGCAUUCAGCCUCGCCGAUAGAGGCUGUUAGACUCGUGGCUACAGAGACGGUCAUCUAACGGAGCACCUGCAACCCAGCUAAAGCCAAAUGUCCUGGAGGGAGGUGCUGAAGCUCCUCUGGUAGAGAAUGUGAGCCAAAACUCUGCCCAGAGCUACGGAAGGGGGCUGCCUUUGCAGCGAGGAAGACCUUUUGUUGCUAAAUAAUGUUGGAAACUGGAAAAAAAUGGUCUCACACACAUCCUAAAUUCCGAUUUCUUCACAAGCCUCCUUUUUAUAUUUCAAGCAAUUGAGCAGCCACGUUGAGAUUUUACUAGAUUAACAAACGACUGUUACUUCAGAUACAGAUCACCUUUCGAAUCAUGCUUACUGAUUCGAAGAGAAUGACACCAUUUGUCCAUUUUGCUCACUUUCCUCAGUUUUUCAGCUGCAAAAUCUUGAUGUCUGAUAUCAUUCUCACCUCAAACUGUAAUAUGCUCUGAAAGAGGCUUCACUUGAACUUGUUAGUUUACAUUACUAUAGUCACCAAAUGCGGUCGGGAGGCUGAAAAGUUUGUAGAUGAGCUCACCCUGGUAAAUAUUUCUUCUGCAGCCAGUCGUAUUUGAAAUGUUUGAACUUUUUCGCCUGUUACAGUUGGAAUGAUGGGCUCAAAACCCAACAUCAGGAUUUCAGAUUUUUUUUUUUCCUAUCGCAGCUGAUUGACCAAAAGCCAAAGUCUGUUCUUGAGAUGCUUUUAAGAAAUGAUGGUUUGUAGGUGAACUUUUUUUUCUUUUUUCCUUAGAUAUGAAACUUGUAGCAUCUUAACAGUUCCUUCCUCCCAGCGGUGGAGUAAUUCAUCUGAUGUGCUCAGACUCUCAGCACACCUCCAACCUUUCAUCAUGAAGCUACACCUACUUCUCAAACUUUAUACAUCAAUUCCUAAAUGUGCAAAUUGGGUAAUAAAUCAGAAAGUGGCUCAGAGUUCAUAUGUUCUCCUAGUAGCAGCUACCACAGUGCCUUUCAGCAAGGUACUUUCUUCUCAGUGUGAUUUCCAUGGAUGUCUGCAGAGAAAACUUGUCUUUAACUCACUUUGGUGCUGAAGAGAAGCAUCACGGAAAACUUCAAAUAAAAAAAAAACCUGUUUGAAGUCAGUUUGUACACAUGGAGGUCUUAUGAAUAUAAUUUACACUUUACAGGAAAAAGCUUGUUUUUCUCAUCAGUGAGAGACUCUACCAGCUGAUCACAAAUCAAAUGCUGCAGAAUGCGUUUUAUUUUAUUCCGUUGAUGCGUUUGAAGUUAAUUUUAUGAUGGAUGUUUGAGCAUAAUCAAAUCGGACCACCUUUUUUAAUCCUUGUUCGUCGACAUGGGCCUUUUUUUUUGUCCGUUUUCUUGAUGUUUGAUCAACUCAGGAUCCUUGGAGACUUGGUUAUAAUUCCCUUAAAACUUUUGUAUCCCUCUAUUCAUGUGCUGAAUUGCUUUUGUGCUGCAGUAGUCACUGUAGACAACGCACUGUAGUUUUAUACUCUUUUGAUCAAAUGAAAAGAAAGCGCUUUCAUUUCUGACAUGUUUGUGAGCCCGUCCUGCCUUUUCUUCUUGUAUUUGCAUGAAUGCGUGAAUGUGUUUAUACUUGUAUAAUAAACUGUUUAUAUCAACAA